UUAUUAUCCUUAUCUGUAAAGCGUGGUACAGUUUUAUAUUGUACACAAAUUUAUGCAACUUACAUUAUCGAUAUCAUUUGACUUUUCGUUGCAGAUCUUUCGUAGUAGUUACUAGCAACCGGAAAGUAAUGGCUGAUGAAGAAUUCGAUCACGACGAUGGUGGGGCAGAUGAUUUUGAUGAAGUUGAAGAUGAUGCUGAUUUAGAUGAAUUAGAUCAACCUGAAGAAAAUGAAGAUAAUAUUGAUAUAUUACCUGUUCAAGAAGCUCAAAGUCAAGUUCAAAAAUCUAAACGUAUUACUACAAAGUAUAUGACAAAGUAUGAAAGAGCUCGAGUAUUAGGUACUAGAGCUUUACAGAUAGCAAUGUGUGCUCCUGUUAUGGUAGAACUUGAAGGUGAAACAGAUCCAUUACAAAUAGCAAUGAAGGAAUUGAAAAAACGUAAGAUACCUAUUAUAAUCAGAAGAUAUUUGCCUGACAACAGCUAUGAAGAUUGGGGAAUUGAUGAACUUAUAAUUGUAGACCAAUAAAAAUGUAUGAAUAUAGAUUCAAAUAUGUGUAAUUAUUUAACUUUUAAUAAUCUUUUUACUGAGUAAUAAAACUGAUCUCUGGGUCAAAAUGGUUUCAAAUUAUAA
This is a messenger RNA of Sipha flava (yellow sugarcane aphid), 632 nucleotides long. It is a transcript of the gene RpII18, whose product is annotated as DNA-directed RNA polymerases I, II, and III subunit RPABC2. The coding region runs from base 129 to 527 and encodes 132 amino acids. NCBI's taxonomy places the organism in Eukaryota, Metazoa, Arthropoda, Insecta, Hemiptera, Aphididae. Gene Ontology annotation, biological process: DNA-templated transcription. Gene Ontology annotation, cellular component: RNA polymerase I complex; RNA polymerase II, core complex; nucleus. Gene Ontology annotation, molecular function: DNA binding; DNA-directed RNA polymerase activity. The transcript has 4 exons. The record is from RefSeq and is a predicted model, not a curated record.